AUGGCUACCUCAACUCUAACCUCUCUUGUAUUUUCUAUCUUCAUUAUUUUCCAUCUUCAAACCUCUAAAGCCAAACAAACAAUCUGCCAAACCCUAUCAUGCGGCGAUAUCGAUAUAACUUUUCCUUUCGGUUUAAAACAAAGUAGUAACCAAAUUCAAGAUCCUCGUUGUAGCUAUUAUCCAAAUUCCACUUUCCAACUUUCAUGCAACAACAACCAAACACAAACAAUCCUCAACCUCCCUAAUACAGACAACUUAAUCAUCAACAACAUCGAUUACAAAUCCCAAACAAUCCAAGUCAACGACCCCAAAGGCUGUCUCCCAAAACGUUACUUACAAAACAACUUCAACCUUUCUGGUUCACCGUUUAAACUAAACCCAGAAAUAUACACCAUCUAUAAUCUCACUUUUCUUCGUUGUCCUUCCAACGUAUCAUCUGAAUUGCCUUUAACACCGAUUUCUUGUUUAACCGAAGAUGAAGAACAUGAUUCGGACAUGUCGGUUGUUGUUUUAUGGGGAGAGGCUAUUGAGGAUACAACGAUGGCUGAAACAUGUGAGGUGGUUUCAAAGGCUUUUGUUCCGUUGCCGUGGAUGGAUUUGACUGUGUGGCCGUUUUGGCCUGAUAUUAACAGUGAUGUUGAGUUGGUGUGGAAUAAACCUAGAUGUGAGAAAUGUGCAGUUAGUGGUCAAGUUUGUGGAUUCUCUGAUGAUGAGAAAAAUGGUCUGCAAGUUGAAUGCUUCCCUGGUCCUUCCAAUGGAGGUUUGUCUACAAGUGCCAAAUACUGCAUAUCAAUAGGACUUGGAAUACCAGGACUUGUCAGUCUAUUUAUAAUUUUCGGUUUUAUCUGUCGUAAAAUGAGAACAACCCCACCUCAUAAUCAAAGUUCAAAUCAUCCUACAAUAACAGUUUCCUUACAACCACUCCCUUCUUUUGUAACUGGCCUUGAUGGUGCCACAAUUGAAAAGUAUCCCAAAAUUCUUAUUGGAGAGAGUGGACGUUUAUUGAAGCCUAAUGAUAAUACUUGCUCAAUUUGCUUAUCUGAAUAUGAACCUAAAGAGACAUUGAGAAGCAUUCCUGAAUGUAAUCAUUAUUUUCAUGCUGCUUGUAUUGACGAGUGGCUCAAAAUGAAUGGCACUUGCCCUAUAUGUAGGAAUUCACCAGAAGUAUAUUCUUCUAUUUCUCCUUAUUUUUCUUCAUUUUUGUUGUCACCAAACUCAACAUCGUUGACAUCUUCAUGA
Molecule: messenger RNA, 1239 nt
Organism: Lathyrus sativus (Indian pea)
Lineage: Eukaryota; Viridiplantae; Streptophyta; Magnoliopsida; Fabales; Fabaceae
Source: the annotation of a GenBank genome assembly